AUGUCAACUUUUACGGCCUGGCAGGCUGAUCUGUUCCUUUUGAAAGAUUUGCCGCUAUCCGUUGAAGCCCAACGCGAGGAAAUAUUCGCUAAAUACGUGGCACUCGGAGUCUGCGGCCGCGAGCCGUAUCGAAACCAGCAGCGAAGACUAGAGAAGAGGUCUGUUCGAGGCCUUCCAGUACCUAGUCAAGAGCUACUGGCUCGUAUCCGCCUACCUGCUGAGCGUGACUUGAACGAAGAUCCAUGUUGGCUCCGCACCUGCUACGACCCUUCUACAGAAGGCUUGUGGGCCCGGAUUCAAGAUUACAUCGAUACCAAGGUCGGCGGCCCAGUUACAGUUUUCAACGACUCAUCUUUGUAUAACUUUGGUUCCAACUGGGAGAAGAUCUUUCUUCGUAAUGUUCAGGAGGCCCUAGAAGAGGGAAUUGAAUCCGACGAGACGGAUCCCCAUCGUGCCGAGGAAAGCGGCUAUGACCCAGAGGAGGAUGGCAACCCUUGGAUUUGCUUUUAUUCGGAGUACCUCUUCCGUUUAGCGGCGGGACACAUCUACGUCGUUGAUGAAAAAACGUUGGCCUCCGAAGGCGCUGACGCAGGGACUGUCCUCAUCAUCUGGUACGACGAGUGUGGACGAGCAAUCCGUUACUAUCGAGAGAAAGCGAUGCACGCAGCCGAAAUUGCGAAUCUCGACCCUUGUUAUCUCAAGGAACGUGCGUGCUGGAAUAAUGCGGAAAUUGGCGAAUCCUAUAAGUGGGGUGCACCCUUAGGGCCUCCCUAUAGAUUGGAUGAACCGCGAAGGACCCUCUGA
Aspergillus neoniger CBS 115656 is the source of this 804-nucleotide messenger RNA. RefSeq lists its product as uncharacterized. Bases 1 to 804 code for a protein of 267 amino acids. NCBI's taxonomy places the organism in Eukaryota, Fungi, Ascomycota, Eurotiomycetes, Eurotiales, Aspergillaceae. The transcript is spliced from 4 exons. The record is from RefSeq and is a predicted model, not a curated record.